Molecule: messenger RNA, 2358 nt
Organism: Acipenser ruthenus (sterlet)
Lineage: Eukaryota; Metazoa; Chordata; Actinopteri; Acipenseriformes; Acipenseridae
Gene: gde1
Product: glycerophosphodiester phosphodiesterase 1
Exons: 6
Coding region: 17-1018 (333 amino acids)
Biological process (GO): lipid metabolic process
Molecular function (GO): phosphoric diester hydrolase activity
Source: RefSeq, a predicted model, not a curated record
GAACACCGACCCGAGAAUGCUUCCGAUAGGAGACGGAUUUGGCUGUUUCUCUGUCGUGUUCCUGGUUUUGUUGCUGGGGACCAGAAGUCCGCUAUGUUCCACCGUGCUAACCGCCUCUGUCUACCUCUUUUUGCUAAUGUUCCGGUACCAGCCAGUUCCUGUAUCCCGGACCAGGCAGGUCCUGCGGCCCGGCAGAAGAGUAGCCGGUAUCGGUAUCUCUGUCAUUGCACACCGCGGAGGGGCACAUGACGCCCCUGAAAAUACCCUGGCUGCAAUCCGGAAGGCCAGUGAGAAUGGAGCCACAGGAGUGGAGCUGGACUUGGAGUUCACUGCAGACGGUGUCGCCAUCCUGAUGCAUGACAGCACUGUGGACCGCACAACCAAUGGGACAGGACCACUCAGUCAUCUGACUUACACAGACAUUCUAAAGCUGGAUGCAGCAGCCAAGCAUCGGCUUUGGAACAUUUAUCAUGGGGAGAAAGUGCCGACACUGGAGGAAGCAAUAGAGGAGUCUCUCCGGAACCAGCUCACUAUUUACUUUGAUGUCAAAGGGCAUGCUGACGAGGCUGCUGCUGCCCUGAAGAAGAUGUACCAGAAAUAUCCCACACUCUACAACAGCAGCAUUGUCUGCUCUUUUGAACCUAAGGUCAUCUACAAAAUGCGUCAGGCUGACCCGUCCGUGGUGACAGCCCUCACUCACCGGCCCUGGAGCCUGAGUCACCUGGGGGACGGGACGCCCCGCUUCAACUCCCUCUCGAAGCACUACUGGUUCAUGCUGCUGGACGUCCUGCUGGACUGGAGUCACCACAGCCUGCUGUGGAACCUGUGUGGGGUCUCUGCCUUCAUCAUGCAGAAGAAUUACAUCUCCCCAGAGUAUGUGCGUUUCUGGGAAUCCCGAGGAGUUGAAGUUGUGGGCUGGACGAUCAAUAACUUGGCAGAAAAGGAAUAUUACCAGAAUGUCCUGGGGUGCGGCUACAUCACAGACAGUCUGUUGGAAGACUGUGAGCCCCAUUACUGACCAAGGGGGUGACCCUAGACUUCAGCCCCCACGUCACUCAGAUACCACUCACAUUAACAGUGUAGAUCAUGUUGCAUCUCACCAGAACCCAGUGUUCUGUUGUAUUUUAAUAGAUUUUUUUUCUGGUUUCAUUUUUUAAAUAUUUCUUACCAAUUUGGUCAAUGUAAUGUUCAAUGUUAUUAUCACUUCAUAUGGCUGUAUGCUGUAAUCGGCUUUUGCAGCAGAUAAUGCUUACAAUGCUGAUAGCUGCAGUACUUCCAAAUCAGCUGCCAGAUCAUUUUUUCAUUCAACCAUUUAAACUUAUUUGAAAUGUUAUUUGAAAAGCCAUCACACGAAUUUUUGAAAAAAACAAAACAACAAAAAAAGGGUGCUGCUCUUUUUAAUUUAUAUUUUUGCUGCUUGAGCUUCAACAGACUUGAAGAUGUUCUCUAUAAGCUCCCAUUACAGCAUGUAUGGAACACAAGGGUAGGAAGUGUGUGUCCCUACACCUGAAGUUUCGUUUUGGGAAUGUAAGCAACAAGGUUUGCAUUCUGAUAAUCUUGAGUGCACAGAAGGCUAAACUAAAAUGUAAUAUUAUUAUUUAAAUUGUAGUUCAUAAUUUUAUCAGCAAGGAGAUGAUAUUUGGAUUAUUAAAGAAGGUUUGGAAGGAAUGUCUAAAAAAAAAAGAUCACUUUCCUGUUUUUUGUGCUCAAAGUUGAUGUAUCAUUUUGUAUUUUAACAUUCAUUCGAGGUUGUAGACUUGUAGCAAUCCAAACUGAAUUAAUUUGGAAUCGUUUUGUCUUUCAUAACAUGCUUUUAAUUCUUUUAUCAUAAAAUCUCAGGUAAAAUAUUUUACUUAGAAAAGUUUGUGCAAGGUGUAAGUCCAAAAGUUCAACAGCUCAUUCAUUCACUGCAUCAGCAGUAACAUAGUAAAGCAUAUCAAAACAUCAUUAAACAUUAACAAGCAAGCACACUGUAUUAUACUCAUAAAACCUCAAUGCUCCCAGUGCAAUUAUCAAUCCCUAUCAAGUGCUGUUUGAAACACAGGCCAUAACACUGUUAAUAGGGUGUAAGACUAACAUGGAUGGCCCAGAUUCAAUACAAUUGAGUGAGGCUGCAAGGUGUUAUAUUGGGUGGGAGGAAAAAUGUAUGAAAGUCCUCGUCUUUGAGAUUAUUUGGACACCAGGAAACCAAUCACCUAUCUGCUCUCUCUCAAAGUCUGCCUGACCUGUGGUCUUGACUGAAACUGACAUGCAACAGAUGCCACUUUUUCUGUAUUACAAAAUACAUGAAUACAAUCACCAAUUACUUUAAGCAUAGAUACAUGGAAUCAGAGUAAAACUAAAGAGACUGUCGAGACA